Oryzias melastigma (Indian medaka) is the source of this 2006-nucleotide messenger RNA. RefSeq lists its product as uncharacterized. Bases 141 to 1697 code for a protein of 518 amino acids. Gene Ontology annotation, molecular function: manganese ion binding; metalloaminopeptidase activity. Gene Ontology annotation, cellular component: cytoplasm. The record is from RefSeq and is a predicted model, not a curated record. NCBI's taxonomy places the organism in Eukaryota, Metazoa, Chordata, Actinopteri, Beloniformes, Adrianichthyidae. Gene Ontology annotation, biological process: proteolysis. The transcript is spliced from 16 exons.
GUGACGGUCCGUGAAGGCAACACUGGAGAAGUUGAAGAGAUCACGUGAUCAGAUGUGGAGCAGCGUAGGAAGGAGCCGUUGUCUCUUACUGUGAGCCUUCUCUUUCACCGAAAAGACACCGGAGGAGGAGGACAGACACUAUGUGCACCAGCGUUCAGCCCACCGAGUGGACCAGUGACCUGAGGAACCAGAAUUUUGAUGGCAUCGUCUUGGUGGCUCAGAGCCAUGAGUCCCUCCCCACUAAGCUGGAGUCCCUGAAGGCCCCUCUGCAGGACUACAACUCUGUGGACUCUGGCUUGGCAGAAGACGUGGUGGUCCUCAAGGUUCCUGGUCUCCCUGGCAACCGCCUGGUGUUUUCCUCCACCGGCCCUGUAAACCGCGACUACGAUGACGCUAGACGUUUCAGCGACGCAGCCCUGAACGGCAUCAAGCGAGCCCUGAAAGCUGGCAUGCAGCGCCCCCUGCUUGUGUGUCCCCCACAUAAGGAUUACAGCAGCAGCCCCUUGGUGGCUGCUCUGGGGGCUCUUCAUGCUCUGUACAUGCCACUUGAACUACGGGAGGCAAAGAUAAACGCCUCGCAGUACAAGGUGUGUGUCCUGGGGCUGUGGGCCGAGCAGGAGGCUGAGGGAAAGAGGCUGGUGGAGCUGGCGAACGCUCUGGAGAGCGGGAGACUGGCUUACCGUGACAUCGGCGGCUCAGACCCUGAGCGCAUGGCUGCUCCUCGCGUGGCUGAAUACGUGCAGGAACUGUUCAAGAACAGCCCUGUGAAGGUGGAGGUGGUGAGUGAUCUGAAGACACUGGAGAAGGAGUAUCCAUGUCUGGCUGCAGUUAACCGCUGUGCUAACAUUGUGCCUCGUCACCAGGCCCGAGUCAUCAAGCUGCAGUACUGUGGGGAGGGACCGAUCCAGAAGACACUCAUGCUGGUGGGAAAGGGCAUCACCUAUGACACCGGAGGAGCAGACAUCAAGGCCGGAGGCUUCAUGGCCGGGAUGCACCGGGACAAAUGUGGAGCUGCAGCUGUUGCUGGAUUCUUUCAGAUUUUAGCCCACCUGCAGCCAAAACAUCUGAAGGUCGUUGGUUCGAUGGCCAUGGUGAGGAACAGUGUGGGUGCAGACUGCUAUGUGGCUGAUGAGCUGGUGGUGUCCCGCGCUGGUCGUAGAGUCAGGGUGGGAAACACCGAUGCAGAGGGACGCAUGGUGAUGGUGGACCUGCUCUGCGAGAUGAAGGAGAAGGCUCCGCGGGAGGUUUCUCCUCACCUGUUUACGAUUGCGACUCUGACUGGUCACGCCAUCCGAGCCAUGGGGCCCAACUACUCUAUCAUCAUGGAUAAUGGACCGGCUCAUCGCAGUGGGAAUGCUGCUCAGUGGCAAAAAGCUGGAGAGGUGCUGGGCGAUGUGUUCGAGGUCUCCACGAUCAGACGGGAGGACUACGAGUUCCACAAGGGCAAGUCUGAGUAUGAGGACAUUCUGCAGGCCAACAACCUGCCUUCCUCUGCUACACCUCGAGGACAUCAGAGCCCCGCUGCUUUCCUCAUCAUGGCCUCGGGACUAGACAAGCAUGGCGUCGAUUCUGACACACCUCUGCCGUACUCCCACAUCGACAUCGCUGGGUCCAGUGGUCCUUUCCCUGGUGUUCCAACAGGAGCUCCUGUGGUCGCCAUGACAACCAACUACAUCCUUAAGGAUGGUCUGAACUAAGAAUCUGAAAAGAUAAAGAUGUAUUUCCAAAAUAUUUACAAAGCACACUUGAGUAUUAAGAAAACAAACCUUUCUUUAAUCUUUCAGAUACACAUUUCUCUUCCUUUGUGUACAACUUUGAGCUCUCUUCCUGUCAAAGUCUGUUGGGUUGCUUGAAUGGGUAUAAACUCCGGGGUUGCUCACAAAAACAUUUUUUUUUUAUUUUUGUGAGCAGUGAACGUAUCUGGGAAAAUCUUUUCUUUUUUUUACUCCUAUUCAUGUCAUCAAAAACUGCACAUUGAUUAAUAAAGGUUUUUACAGCAACAUUAA